Bicyclus anynana (squinting bush brown) is the source of this 8892-nucleotide messenger RNA. Its product is annotated as leucine-rich repeat flightless-interacting protein 2. The transcript is spliced from 8 exons. NCBI's taxonomy places the organism in Eukaryota, Metazoa, Arthropoda, Insecta, Lepidoptera, Nymphalidae. The record is from RefSeq and is a predicted model, not a curated record. The coding region runs from base 583 to 2022 and encodes 479 amino acids. Gene Ontology annotation, biological process: regulation of DNA-templated transcription.
GAUUAAGUUGGGGUUAACGGUGCGAUUACGACAUCGAUAGCGCUAAAGAUGGUCGCGCCAGCAUGCAGCCUGCCUGAGUGCCUGCAAAUGACAGUCUAUCACCGACCACGCACGAAUCACACGUGUCGUUAGAGCCAGCUCCACAGCUGACACUUGUUUAUAAAGUAUCUCUUUGAAAUGUACAUAAUAAAUAACCAAUAUUGAUAAACUGUUAAGUGCUUAUAAACAAAUGUGAUUGUGAUUUGUGCAAAUGUGACCAUUGUGAUUAUUAUCAAUAAAAAUGCCAUUGUCGUUCGAAACAAAGAAUUUUAGUGGAGGAACAGUUCUCGAAUAAAGUGGACAAUAUCUUAUCUACCAAGAUAGCACAUUAAUGUGAUAUUUUACCACGGCACAAUCCGCGGUGCAACGGUACAACAACGUAGAAAAUUGCGACCUUCCUUUCUAUUUAAUUUGUUCUAAACAUUAUUAUAUUUUGUGUGUUGUGGGACGUGAUAGUCCGUAUGAGUAGGACUGAAAAAACGUAGUGAAUAUGCGAAACAUUUCCACAUAGUGAUAUUUAUCGUGAAACAAGUCAAAUUGGCUAUGGCAAAAAGGUCACAGUACUCAACUCCCGAAAAUAGUGAUGAAGAAAGUGGCGACGCGUUUACAGACGGCGACUUUGGGGAUUCCGAUGAUGAAACUAUCAUUGAACGCAAGGACUACAAGUCCAAAGUCAUCGAAACUGUGAAUAAAAACAUUGAUACAACAGAUGACACUAAUACGAGUAUUAGUUUAGAUGAACAAGUGAACGGCCACACAAUGAAGCUUAACGUUAAUGGUGCUGAUUAUGUAGAUAUAAACAAUCAAAGUAAUGGCGAAGAAUCUGGGGAUUUGUCAAGGGACUCCCAAAGCGACAAUGGCUCCAUCGUCGGAAUUCUUGGCGAUCAGCAUAAUCACGCCGAGCAGCGGCUGGCGGCGCGGCGCGCGGCGCGGGCGGAGGCGCGCGAGAUCCGCAUGCGCGAGCUGGAGCGGCAGCAGCGCGAGCAGGAGGACCAUGCCGACAAGGCGUACGACAUGUACUCCGAGACCGUGGGGCGGCGCGCAGGUAGCCGGCUAGUGGCGCUAAGUCCCAGCGCCAUGCAUUCGCCGCGACGGAGCUCCGAAGACUCGGACGACGUGCUGAGCAUCAAAGACCUCAGGCAUGAGCUCAAAGAGGUGGAGGAGAAGUUCCGGAAGGCGAUGAUAUUGAACGCCCAGCUGGACAACGACAAGGCGGCGCUCGGCUACCAGCUCGAGCUGCUCAAAGAUAGGAUAGAAGAGCUUCAGGAAGAAUACGCGCAACUACAGCGCGAGCACAGGGAGAAGUGCUCGAGCCACGAGCGGCUAAAACGCGAGCACGCAGCGUUAGAGCGCGAGCUGUGUUUGGCGCGGGACGCGGUGCGUGCGCGGGACGCGGCGGCGGCGGCGGCGGGGCAGGCCUUCGUGGAGGCGGCCAGCGCGCCCGACGCGGUGCCAGGCGCCGCCGCUGGCAGCGUGCCGCCGCUGGCGCUCGUGUCGCACGCCUCCGAGCUGCUGCUGGCUGAGGCGGGCGAGGGAACGCUCGACGUGCGGCUGGAGCGGCUGGCGAGCGCGCGCGCGGCGCUGGAGGGCGAGGUGCGCAAGCUGAAGCUGCAGCUCAACGACGAGCGCGCCGCGCGCCACAACGGCGUCGCCUCGCACCUCGACCGCGACCACGACUCCGAGCUGGAAACACUACGCAAAUCCGUGGCCGAGGCGAAGGGACGCGCGGCUCGCGCCGAGGCCGAGGCGGCGCUGCAGGCGGCGGCGGUGGCGCGCCUCGAGGCACAGGUGGCGAGGCUGCGCGCGAGGCAGGACCACCAGGACGAGCACGAGGAGAUGCUCAAGCAGGAGAGGAGGAAACUGCAGAGGGAGGCGAGGGAAGCUCUCAACCGAGUUGAGGAGUUGGAGACGGAGAACAGCCACCUCACCAAGAGGCUCGACAAGCUCAAGAACGCAAAGUCCGCGCUCCUCAAGGACCUGUGACAGACCUGCCCGAGCGACGCCGCCACACUACGCCAUAACAACACGUACACGGUGAAGAUUCACGCACACUGAUGCGUGUGAAAAGUCAACCAAUCACAACGCCGCAUUUUAUAACCACGCCCUGUGAUUGGUGGAACGCACGGCGAGGAUUUGGACAUGUCAUUGUAACUGAUGUUCGAUUCCUUUUUCGGAUAACAACGGCGACGGCGAAUUGUACGUAUUGAUUAUUAGCUUUGGAUUCUAGCCUUUUUAUGGCCUAUAUGAGAACAAAAAAUCACAAGUAUGUUAGAGUAGGUGCGGAUUUAGCACCGAGAUACUAUUAUGCAGGCUAUUUUUUAAUAAAAUACUGCAUUUUUUUCAUUAUCUACAUCAAACUGAAUAUUUAAACUGAGAUGCUGGUGCUGUGCGCUAAUCCCUGUUUUAGAAAUGUUAUAAAAUUGCCGUUGUAAGACGAAAAACCGUACCAUGUAAUCUAUAACAUGUACAAACAUAUGUAUAUGUUUCAGGCAAAUAACUUGAAAACUAUAAUUUUGCCGAGUUGACAAAACUCGUAAAUAGCUUUUAUACUCGUUAUAUAUAUAUAAAAAAAAAAUUGACCGAUUUGUGUAUAAUUUAUUUGGCUUACACCAGUACAGGUGUGGUUUAAGAAAAAUUGGUUUAAAAAGUAAUGUAUAGAUUUUGCUAUCACUUAGAUUAUUUAAGAUUCAAGUUGUUUGCCAGGAAAUAUGCAUAGACAAGCUGAUUAACUCCUCGUUCGCGCGUUACAGUGGUCUAGGGGUAUGACGACAGAGGGGAGUAAGUGAGGGGCUGGCAGUGGGCGUAUACAUUCGUCCACUCAUUGGUUCAUUCAUACAUUCAUUGCCAGCUCCCGCAUCCCUUUCCUAUGUAGCCGAGGACGCUAUUUUACGGUUCGCCUAUAUCGUGUUGGCCUAAAAAUAAUUACGCGCCAUAUAUUCUAUUUUCGAAAGAAUGUCUAGCUUUCAUUGUAAGGCUGCCUGUGCACCAAAGCGUAGCAAUGGAGCGUUGCGGAGAAACGGACUAAUGUGGAGCGGAAUUGCGUACUGUGUCUGUCCACCGAGGCGGAGCGACUAUGCGGAGCGGAGUUGCAGAACAUGUAUAAAUGUUAAAUUUCAUUCCCACUCCGUUUCCUCGUUCUGCUUACCGGUUUUAUAUAAAUUAUUAAACUAGCUCGCAAGUCCCUGUCCAUUUAAGAGGAGUGGGUAUUUUGUGCAAUCCUAUUGGUUAAUAAUUCUCCGUUUCUCGGCUCCGCUGCCUCGCUCCGCUUUAGUGGACUGGCAGCCUAAUAGAGUAAAGAUAUGAGUUCAUCUGAGUGGUUGCUAAGCAAGAAUUUUUCAGUUUUCGAUGUCAAACGGUUCCUUUUGUAACGCUAAAUGAUUUAACAAUACUUUGCUCUGCUGACGUUCUUUCAUAAACGCGUUUAUAUUGUCUCUACUACAUCUAAAGCUAAAUCUUCUUCCUGAAAUAGAAUAACUACAAAUGACUCCAUGUUAGACAUUAUUGAAUCAGAUUGUAAGUGGUCUUAAAUAAAUAACAUCAGAAUAAAAAAUAUGGCGUCAGUUUUAAUAUUUAAACGAAACUAUAUUAACACUCGCUUGAGGCGAUGCAUUUUUGCGAAAACAUUUAUGACUUAUGACGUAUGUAUUCGCAAUUUACUACUUUUUGAGGGUAGUAUAUAAAAAUAUCACACUAUCUAUGACUCCAUUCUUAUUGAACUGAAUAAAUAUUUAGUCUGUGUUAUGGUUUGAAUUUUUCGUAACAAUAAAAAAGGUGUAUAUUUCCCGAUUCGAUCGAAAUGACGAUUAUUUGUAAUACUAGGUUUUAUGAUUCUUUAUCAAUAUUAAUAAUUAAUUUUUUAAAAAAUUAUAAAUAAAUGUAAUUUAAAUGUUAUUUCUUUAUAUUAAUUACCAGUCAUGUUUUAUUUGUACAUUUUUUGUGUUUAAUCUGAACAUAUAUGUGACGGAAAAAACGGAUGUAUAAAAUAUUAAUAUUAUUUUUUUUUUUUUCAUUUAAUUAAUAUGAUAUUAUUGUGUGCAUGAUGUUGUAAUUUUUAUGUAUGAUAUUGACAUUUUAAAAUAAUUUAAAUGUAGGAAUAACCACGUAUUUCUGAUAGUAAAAAAUGUACUUUAUUUUAAAACAGUUCUAGUGCAAAAUCAUUCAUACAAAUAGUACCAUCAGUUUUGACGACCUUUAUGACUCAGUGCUAUGCGCAGUGGAUUUACAAGACGGAGGCCCUGGGUUCGAUCCCCGGCUGGGCCGAUUGAGAUUUUCUUAAUUGGUCCAGGUCUGUCUAGUGGGAGGCGUUCCGGUACGAUGUCGAGAAGAAACCGAAAGGUGUGUAGAUUUUCUCACUCCUGACAAAUUAGUCCGCUUCUAUCUUAGAUUGCAUCAUUACUUACCAUCAAGUGAUAUUGUAGUCAAGGGCUAACUUGUUAAGAAUUAAAAAGAAAAACAUUCAGUGCGAAUUUUUCCUGUUUUUUUUUAUAACUUGCUGCACAGUUCUGGCUUUAUUGAGCCUGUAGUCGCAUUGUAUAAACAUUCAUUCAUAAUGGAUUUUGUUUGCACUGACGUUCUAAAGUUAUGCAACUGUCCUCAGUGAUGUGCACAAGGUCUGUAAGAAGGGUAAGCACUGUCCGAAGAAAUUGUUCUAAAUGGAAAUCCUCCAAUACAGGUUGAUAAGAAGUUCUCAGGGUAUGCAGUGCAUUUUUGCCUAUAUAAAGUGCACGCCACUGACUGUCCUAUAUUUUUGAAAUUUAAUUACGACUCUUAAAACAGGUCUUUUAACAUUUUAAUAGUUUUUUUUUAAUAUGUGAUACAACCUGAGUAAAGGAUUAAAGGUGAAAUUUCUUUUAAUUUGUGGUUACUCUUUAUUGGCUUUUAUUUAAAAAAGAUGAUUUAAAUUUUGCUACUUUCUAAACAAAAUAUUUGAAAUAAUAAUUUAUCGAUUAUGUUAUUGAUAUAAAAUGAACACUUUCACUUGUAAUAUAAUGUAUUUCUUUGUGUGCAUUAAUUAAUUUUAUAUCUAUUAUUAAAAUUGACUAUUUAUUUUCGUUGCACAAUGUUUUAUUUGUAAUAUUUGUAUAGGUAUUAUUGAUAGGUUUUUUUUAUUAUUAUUUCAGCUUGCCGAAGUUUCGCUUUGUACUAAUCGUUAAAAAAUAUAUAUAUUUCAACUUGCCAGAAUCACAAAUUUAAUUUGUUAUUUUAUUUAUUAAAAUUUUAAAAUCCAUAAAAUAAAGAAGAACUUAGAUAACUCUGUGAGAUGUUAUUACCCCUAAUGGUUAGCCACGGUUGUUAAAACAUUUAUAAAUUAAGUCUUUGUAAAUAUACGGUGCAUUUAUAAAGACUUAAUUUAUCCAUAUUUUUUUAUUCACAUUAUUAAAGAUUCUAAUUAACUUUGAUAGCUUUGAAUCAUUUUUGGAGCCUAGGGGAAUAAUAAAGAGACUUGUUAAAGAAAUUCCAUCACAUAGUAUGUAAUAUUAAAAUGUUUUGUAUCGUAGAUAGAUGUCUUGUAAGAAAUUCCUCAAUACAGAGUUAGUUGUACAAAAAAACAUUUAACUAAUCUAUACCAUAAAUCUUAUUUGAUCCGCUGCAAGUUACAUAAUUUACAAAUAGAUUUUUUUAAUCAAACGUCUUUAAAUGACCUAAACUUGAAUUUUUUUUUUACUUUCGAGGAAUUUCUUAGAGAAGCGAAUGAAUUUUGUAAAAUAAUGUAAUUGCUCAAAAAUUGUACCGCGUGCAAUGUGAUAGCGAACAUAUACACGUCCAGUAGCGAUCUCUAGAGGUGUUACUUUAGAGAUACUUAGAGAUGAUCCGAGACUAAAUUAUCAGCCCAAUAAAUUGUAAGAAUUCAUCUUGAUUUUGUAGAACUUGACAUGCUCUAUAUACAGCCUAUUUAAACGGCCCUGUCAGAUCAUAGGCCGUAUUACACAGUUUUGGUAAUUUUGGCCAAGUUUCAAAUAAAAACAAUGUAACCUUGACACACACAAAAUGAAAUUUUAUUGAUUACAUAUUUUCUUUUAUUAAUGUAAGGAUUAUAUUACUUAAGUCACCUUAACACAUUCACACACGCUGCUAAUGUCUGUGAAGUUAAUCACAAUGUAUACGUAUGUGUUUAUAAAAAGUCGACGAUUCAAGAAAAAAAAUUGCCACAUAUUAAAUGUACCUUUCCGGCUUUGAUAUUUAAUCUUUGACAAUCUCUAUUUACUUGUAUUUUUAUAACGUGUAUUUUGUUUUUGGAAGUUACCACGUUUCAUAAUAAUUACAAAUUAAUAACUAAAAGGAAUAAUAUGUAAAUGUAGCAUGAAUUACAUAUAUGGCGGAGUGAGGGUAGUCUGAUGAAAUGGCUAAUAUUAGUAUAUAUUAGUAUAUACUUAUCACUAAUAUGUGUUGGAAAAAGUUUUGUUAGAGAAACAUAAGUCAUGAACAUUCCAAUAUUUACACAAUUUAAAAAAAAACAAGCUAAAUAAUAAAUAAGUUAAACGGAAACCGUAAACUUCUGUAGUAAAUUCAUUCAGAAUAUUUUAUUGGACUACCCUCACUCUUAAUGAAAUGAUGAUUUUGAAGAAGUAAAUACCAUUUGUAUAGUUGGUAUAAUCACCAAACAGCUCCAAAUAAAAAUGAUAGCAAAUUUACAGUAUAUACUUGAUGUAAUUCUUGAAAGGUUAAUUCAUUAACUACUUACCCUGGCUUGAAUUGUAUAUUGUAACUUGAUGUUUGAAUUUAUGUAUUACAUAGUUGUCUAUUCUGUAUCAUUUCAUAAAGAGAGUUCUAAAGUAUCGAUUUCCAAAAAGAAGUACACUCAUAUUAUUAAUUGCAACGACAAAAGGGAAAUUAAUAGUUUUAAAAAAAAUUGUGAAUAAAAAUACUUUGUUUAUAAAUAGUUAAUGCAACAUCUUCACAGAUUGUAAUGGAAUUUUGAUGUUAUUAAUGAAUAUUGAUGAUGAAGUUGUCAAUUUAGGCUCCACAAAUAAGCCGGCUUUAUGUUUCUUUGUAAAAAUCAGUAUCAAGUAAGUUUGGCACAUCUCAUUGUCCAUAACAAUCCGUAUCCCAAAAUGAAAUUGAAAGCCCAAAUUAGUAUCCGUGGUAUGAAAAAAAUGUCUUUUAUUCCACAUUAUUAAUAGUUGUGUACACAUAAAAGGAAAAAUUUUUUACAACCUAAAACUAAAUAAUAAUAUGAUACUUCAUUACCAAAUGACAGAGAGAACCAAUUAAAUAUAUUCAAACAUUUCGGUGUAACAAACAAGACAGCCAAUUCGUAGUUAUGUGAAAACGCCAUAGUUGUACCGGCGCUACGCAUGUGAGCAAAGAUUGGAAGUUAAAAAACAGGAUAACCUCAGGAAAUUGAGGUAGAUGUAAAAUGUUUAAUAUUGUCUAUGAAAGUGUUUAAAUAUCUUUGCGCCACACGUGUGACGCCCGCUUUAGAUAUAUUUAGUCAUUCGCAUAGUGCCAUGGCACACCAAAAUGUAUUAUAGCGUUAGUGUAGAGGGUAGAUUGACGGUAGUUAGACACGAAAUAGCGAUUGAGUUACGCGGGUACUUCGCCUACAUUUAGAUAGAACUUUGCAAUAGAAAAAUUACAAGGCGUUGACUACACAGAUCCAGUACAGCUAAUGUGCGUUACUUUAGGUAACAUUAAAGUAUGCCAGGAUGACUCCAUAAAUUGAAAAUGUCAUGGACUCGUUCUGUAGAAAUUAUCGAAAUUAGAUUAAAAAGGGUUCAGAUAUACAUUUUCAAUUUCUUGUUUUACCCCUGGGUGACCACGGUUCAUGUUAACUCUGGUUUAUGGCGAUAUUGCAUAAAACUGGUAUCUGUUUAGCCAAAGUCCAUAUAUAGACCCAUAUUAUAGCGCCUGCCGGUUCAGGCAGAAUAGUUAAUACCAUUUACGUUGCGCCUUUAAAGUGAAGCCACUGAUAUUGAAUGAAGAAUGGUGCUAAUUCCGCUGUAUUUUAAUUAUUAUAUCAACUAAAUUGAAUACACUCGUACAGGUAAUCGGUAGAAGUUAGGAAAACCAUAUCUUCAUGUAAAAGUGAUCGUCGAAAUGCGUUAAAUAGAGGCGUCACUUGUGAAAAACUAUCUCUCAGCUCUUCCCUCAACAUUCAAAAAUUAAAAAUUAUAGGACCCUCCUUUAAUUUGAAUUUUUGAAGGUAAAAUUUCAACCCCUAAUCUAAGUUACGAGUAGUCACGCCUUAUUAGACACUAGCGGCGUUUUUGUCGAAUUUCGAAUUAUCUUUACAAGCGGAUACUUUUUCAUUUUUAGAUAAAUCUCCAUAGUAUUCUAUCUCCACCUUUUACAUACUUAAGGUAGUAUAGUCGUUUUUAUAAUAAAGGGUGUAAAUAUUUAUAGCCCUCGUAUUUAGCCCAUUUUUCUCUUUUAGAAGGAUAUAGACAUUUUUAGAAUUUAUAAAGCUAGGCUCCUACCAUUAAAUCAAAUUUUAGAGACACCAUGGAGAUAUCGUUUUCUAGAAAAAAGGACAACAAUGCUUAAUAUUUCUGUCCAUUUGGCACCUACAGUACUGAUGUUACGAGAUAGCAAAAUACCCAAGGUAUUAGCAACAAACUGUUGAGUCCAUUUUUAAUUCCGUAUCAUUGGCUUUUCUUUUUCAUUGGUUUCAAUAAUUUCCAUCCCGUUGAGCAGUUACGAGUGCCUCUGCACGGAGAGAUCUCGAGAUGGGUUAUGUAUAAGUAGAGAUUAUAUUUUUUUGUAAGUAUGGUGUAUGUAUUUUGGUGCUGCAUUACUAAUAAUUUAUUUCUUUGUAAUAACUAAGAAUGACUGUGUUUUAUAGAAAGCGAAACCGACAUUGAUUUAUUGUAUAAAUGUGGAUAUUAUAAUUUGAAUAAAUUUCGCCCUCAGAUA